Molecule: messenger RNA, 4306 nt
Organism: Sinocyclocheilus anshuiensis
Lineage: Eukaryota; Metazoa; Chordata; Actinopteri; Cypriniformes; Cyprinidae
Gene: prom1b
Product: prominin 1 b
Exons: 30
Coding region: 304-3021 (905 amino acids)
Cellular component (GO): cilium; apical plasma membrane; cell surface
Molecular function (GO): cholesterol binding
Source: RefSeq, a predicted model, not a curated record
ACUAGACAAGAGAAGAGCGCAGCGGGAGGCGCAGGUCAGACAGACACGCAGCUCAUCCUGAGCUCUCCAGAACGGAGAGAUGUUUACCAUGAAGCCAUCAAAAGGAAACGGGGAAUAAACCCAUCAGCUGGAAUAUAUUUUUUUCAUUAUUGAUUUGUUUUCUUUUUUUCUAAUUUGUAUUUUUGAUGUCGAGGACUAGAGAGCAUUCCAAACAAACAUACGUUUACCUCACUUUAUCUCUCCUCCACUUUUCGUUCCCUCCCGUUAUAUAUCAAAAGCACCCCGCGUAAAGGACUGAUAGACAUGUGGUGGAAAGUGGGGCUCGUGCUGGUGAUGUGCUCGGGUCUCACGAGCAGCGAAGCCCGAGAGGAGCACCGGGAUUCGUCUCCGCGCAGCAUGAUGCUGAGAGUGCCGGUCGAAACGUUGGACUUUGGCUUCGUGCCGUCUGUGGUGUACGAAACGCACGCAUAUUACGAACCGGGUCCCAUCGGCGUUCUUUUCCACGUGGUCCACGCGUUUCUGUACGUGGUUCAACCCAACCCUUUCCCGAAAGAUCUCAUUGUUAAAAUGGUCCAGCAGAACAUGGGAGGAAUCAAAGGGAAUGAUUACAAAAAGCCAGAGAAUGUUGUAUUAUUUCUACAGGCUAUCUUCUAUGAGCUCGGCUUCAUAGUCCUGACAGUACUGGGGGUGAUAUUUGUGCUGUUCAUGCCGAUAGUGGGCUUGUGUUUCUGUGUGUGCCGCUGCUGUGAGAACUGUGGGGGUGAGAUGCAUCAGAGACAGAAGAAGAACGGCGACUGCCUACGAGGCUUCUACAUGGCCACACUCAUCGCUACCUCUGUCUUCCUCGCAGUGGGAGUGACGGUCGCCUGUGCAGCAAAUCAGAACAUCACAAAUCAGAUCAAGAGCACUAGGCACUUAGUCAGCACUAACAUAAGAGACCUGAAAUCUUUUGCCAAUUACACACCAGCGCAAAUAGACUACCUGUCUGCACAGUACAUAACAGCCAAGAACAAAGUAUUAUCAGACUUAGACAAUAUUGGGACUCUGCUGGGAGGACAGAUUCAUAAUCAUCUGGAGAGAGAAGUGGUGCCUGCUUUAGACAAUGCUCUUCGCAUGACAGCAGUUAAAGUGGAGGGUGCUAUUAAAGCCAUGCGGGAGGCCAAAGAGGCGUUAGAGAGUGUGACCACAUCACUGGAGAUCAUGCAGGAAGGGACAGGCAGACUCCAGAACUCUCUUCAGUCUGAACGUGCGUCUCUCUCAAACACACUCAACGACCCGGCCUGCUCUAAUGGAGAUGUAACACACACCUGCAAUACCAUCCGCGGAACACUCAGCCAGCUCGCUCUCAGCGCAAACUUUCAUGGGUUGCCUGAUGUUGAGGCACCUUUGGCCAGUCUGGAUGCUGUGCUUAAAACAGACCUCAGCAAUAUUGUACAGAAGGGCUACUCUUCCUUUAAUGACACACCAAGGUUGGUCAGCGAACAGACAAAAGAAAUUGUGUCGGCUCUACCCAAAGUGAAAGGGCUGCUCGAUAAGUCUGGUGGAGAGAUAAUUGGCUUCACAAAGAUGUUCCCGUUAGAACCAGCACUUGAGAACUUCACAAAGUUCCUGACGGAGAGCCAGAAGAACAUUGAAGCGUACUAUCCACAGAUCGACCAGCUGGACUUCUACAGAUGGAUAGGGUGUGUGGUGUUUUGCUGUAUGGUUGUGUUGGUUCUGGCCUUUAAUUUCCUGGGUCUGCUGUGUGGAUCAUGUGGCUAUGAUAAAAAUGCUACACCCACAACACGUGGCUGUCUGUCCAACACCGGAGGAAACCUACUGAUGGCUUCUGUUGGCUUCAGUUUCAUCUUCUCCUGGGUGCUCAUGGGAGUUGUCGUCACCACAUUUGUUGUUGGGGGAAACAUAGAGAAGCUUGUGUGUGAGCCGCUGGCUAACAGACAGAUUUUUAAGAUCAUCGACACACCAUAUAUGGUACAUCCUGCCAAAAAGAACUUCCUUCCUGGUAUGCUGUUUCAAGACCCAAACAUCGACCUUACUAUUGGCAGUAUGUACAGAGAUUGUUAUGAGAAUAAUGGUUUAUAUUCUGCACUACAACUGGAGACUAAGUUCAACUUCAACAAGUUUCUCAAUGCCACAGUGUAUAACCCGGAACUGACCAAGAUAUUUAACAGUGUGAAUGUGGAUCUCCAGGGGAUGUUUCUUCUGGAACAGGAGGGCAAAGAUAACCUCAUUGACUUUGCCAACACAGGCAUUGGAGAUAUCGACUAUCAGGCUUAUCUAACUGAGGUGAAUAAAGGAGUGACAGUUGUGGAUCUUUUGUCCUAUGCAAAUGAACUUGAAGCUCAAGCAGACCAACUGCCACGAGGGGCUCUUGAGAAUGCGCUUAAGGGUCAUGCCAGCAGUAUAAGACAAAUCCACAAAGAAAAAGUGGUGCCAAUGGAACAGGCUAUGAAAUUUGUGAAAGCAAGGGGUACUCUAAGUCAAAGCAUUAAACUGCUUCAGAAAACAUCCAGAGAACUACCUAUUAAAGUGACAAAUGUCUUGAAUGCCAUCGAGGCAGUAGAGUACCUCAUCGCUAACAAUGCCUCACAUGUGGUCAAACAGGGGACUGAUAAAUUCAUUAAGAACAUUGUGGGAUAUUUUUCACAAUAUACGGAGUGGGUCAAGCACUCUCUGGAAAUGGAGAUCGCCCAGUGCAAGCCCAUCAGCAACAUCAUAGACUCACUAGAGAUCAUAGCCUGCAGCUUCAUCGUUGACUCAGUGAACACAUUCUGGUUUGGUCUGGGAGGAUGCUGUUUGUUACUCAUUCCCAGCAUCAUCAUGUCGGUAAAACUCGGCAAAUUCUACCGCAGGAUGGACACUGAAGACGUGUAUGAUGAUAGUAUGGAUGUUGUUGUAAGUGGUUAUCAUAAUGAGUCUUUAUAUGGCAUAAACAACCCCGUGAUGAGCAGCUAUCCAUCCUAUGACACAAUGAGGUGGUAUCCUCGGGCCUCAGCCCCCCCAAGACAGCCUGACUGGUGACACAAAUUCACACACACAAACACACUUUCACACGGGGUAUGCAACCGUAUAUGCAUCCUACAGUGGUACUGAGAACUGGAACUAAAGAGAGUUUAGCAGUCAGGGAUUGUCAUUCUUAAUUAAGAUUCUGAGGACGACAACCGAAGACGGAAAAAAUGGAAUAUAAUCAGUGAAAAUUGAAUUAAUAACAGUUUAUUCCAGUUUCUAACAACAAUACAUACUUAGACCUUAAUCAUACAUGGUAAACAGCAAUGUGUUCUUUUUAUACACUUUCAAGUUUUGUAUGUAUUUUGUUAAUAUCUGUUUUAUAAAAUGUCCUUUAGACAAUUGUGGGUACAUCUAGAUUUUGUAUUGGUCUUUUUAUCAUUUGAUAUAAAAGGGCAAGAAAGGUCUGUGAUGUCAGUCUGUGCACUGUGAUAUUGUCUUGUCAGUUAUUGAUCAUGAAACCAUGAAAUGGUGUUUCUGAACCAAACAUCUCAAGUCUGAAGGUCAAAGCAGUUUCUGAAGUAUUUACAGUAGAAAGUGAAGUUCUUCAUUUAUCAAUUUAUCUUUUCAGUUCUUCUGUGAAAUGUUACUUUUUUGUACAUUUUGUUGUUCAAUGAAUGAAUCAAGUAUUAGUUUCAGAAAGGUCUCUUAGUAAGAGGAAAUUUGAUAACUACGUUGGAUGCACUGGAAAAGGCUCAAUGUCCUAAAAGACUGAUUGAUCCUCUAUGUUUAAAAUAUCAGUACUUUUGAUACAAUACAAUAAUUACAUCACUAAAAACAAAUGACUAUUAUAGAUCAAUUAAUUUUUUUGUGUCUUGUUCUUGUCUUUCUGUUUUCUUCUUUUGAGUGUCUUACGUAUUUGAUUUUCUUUUUGUGUCUACUUCAAUACAAGAAACUGAAAAAAGCUUAAUAUGUUUAGUUUGUAAUGUACUGUAAUUUCUUAAAAUGCAGGUAUCAGUACAGCAUACAGUGGUCAUACAAUUCCACAUAGUCCUCUAUUGUAUAAACCAAAGGUUUUUCUCAUACGCCAAAAAAGGUUGUGAAUGAAAUUUAAACUAAAUUCCAAAUCCGUUACCGAUACCCACAAAUCUCUCUCAUGGCCUACUGUGUGCCACUGUAUGCACAUGUUCUUUGGCAGUUGUACAGUACAGAUCCCCAGGGUCUUGUUGUCACCGAUAUUAUGAGACUCAAAGGCACUUGUACCAAGUGUUUUGGAUUUUUACAAUGUUAAUCCCACUGGAACUUGGAGGUUGUGUUACAAUAAAAACAAUCAGCUCAAAAUGGUUUGUGUUUUGUAAAA